AUGGCGGCGUCGGGCGUGGGGCAGCAGUGGGUGUUGGUGGAGAUGGUGCAGGCCUUCUACGAGGCUCCUGCUUACCAUCUCAUUUUGGAAGGAAUUCUAAUUCUAUGGAUAAUCAGACUUCUUUUCUCCAAGACAUACAAGCUUCAAGAGCGAUCUGAUCUAACACCUAAGGAAAAAGAAGAGUUGAUUGAAGAAUGGCAGCCAGAGCCUCUUGUACCUCCUGUACCAAAAGAUCACCCAGCUCUCAACUACAACAUUGUUUCAGGUCCUCCCACCCAUAUAAUCACUGUUAAUGGCAAGGAAUGUAUAAACUUUGCAUCGUUUAACUUUCUUGGACUUUUGGAUAAUGAAAAGGUUAAGAGUGCAGCCCAGGCAUCUUUGAAGAAAUAUGGUGUUGGCACUUGUGGACCUAGAGGGUUCUAUGGUACUUUUGAUGUGCACUUAGAGUUAGAAGAACGAUUAGCAAAAUUCAUGAGGACAGAGGAAGCUAUUAUAUACUCAUAUGGAUUUGCAACAAUUGCCAGUGCUAUUCCUGCAUAUUCAAAAAGAGGGGACAUUGUGUUUGUAGAUGAAGCUGCCUGCUUUGCUAUUCAGAAGGGAUUACAAGCAUCUCGUAGUAACAUCAAGUUAUUUAAGCAUAAUGAUAUGGCUGACCUUGAACGACUGUUGAAAGAACAAGAGACUGAGGAUCAAAAGAAUCCUCGCAAGGCCCGUGUAACUCGAAGGUUUAUUGUAGUGGAAGGAUUGUAUAUGAACACAGGAGAUGUUUGCCCUCUUCCAGAAUUGAUAAAAUUGAAGUAUAAAUACAAAGUUAGAAUCUUUCUGGAGGAGAGCCUUUCCUUUGGCGUCCUUGGAGAACAUGGAAGAGGAAUUACCGAACACUUUGGAAUAAAUAUUGAUGAUAUAGAUCUUAUUAGUGCAAAUAUGGAAAAUUCUCUGGCUUCUAUUGGAGGAUUUUGCUGUGGAAGAUCUUUUAUUAUUGACCAUCAGCGAUUGUCUGGUCAAGGCUACUGCUUUUCUGCAUCCCUACCUCCUUUGUUAGCUGCUGCUGCUAUUGAGGCUCUGAAUAUUAUGGAAGAUAAUCCAGACAUUUUUCAGACUCUCCGGGCUAAAUGUGAACGAAUUCACAAAGCUUUAGAGGGGAUUUCUGGCUUAAAAGUAGUGGGAGAAUCUUUUUCUCCAGCAUUGCACCUACAGUUGGCAGAGAGCUGUGGAUCUCGAGAAAAUGAUGUGAAGUUACUCAAAAGAGUUGUGGAUUACUGCAUGAAUAGUGGUAUUGCAUUAACUCAGGCCCGCUAUCUCGAGAAAGAAGAAAAAUGUCUUCCUCCACCCAGUAUUCGAGUAGUGGUAACAGUGGAACAAACAGAACAAGAACUGGACAAAGCUGCAUCACUUCUUAAGGAAGCUGCACAGUCUGUAUUGAAUUAGACUGCUGUUUUGUAUUCCUCUUUCCGCAAAUUAUCAGGAUAAGUGUUUUACACUGUACAGUGACUUCACUUCAGUUCUUCCACUGAUGGCAUUGAAACCUGACUGAGCAACAAGAUUGUUCCAGAAUGGUACAAAUGCAGUGAGGGGAAGAACACUGAAUUUUGGAACUGGUGAAUGACACAGUGUACUUGCAAUUCAAACUCUACCCUAGCAUUCCUUAAAAUGGGGUAUCACUGUUGCAUACAGAACUCUUUCAUAAGUUGCAUCUUAAAGUUUUAAAUUUAUUUCUUCAAACCCUUAAACAUUUUCAAAAAUGUAUAUGGAUGUUCCAUUUUCCCCAAAAACAUGUGAAAUGUAUCUUUUUCUCUGCGUAUUCCCAGAAUGUAAGAACUUCAAAUAAAUUUAAAGGAAUUAUUCCAUCCCCCACCCCCCAUGAAGAUAGGCUGUUCCUAAUAUUGCCAAAAGGGAGAAGAUAACGUAUUAAGAGAUAAUUUUGUGCUAUAUUAUAUCAUUUAUUAUUGAAUUAUAGGAGGAACUUAAAUUCUUUUUGUUUAUAUCUUUCUCUAACUGUUUUUGGAAGCCAGUUUUCUAGGAAUGCCUGGCCAGAGAAUUCCAUUAUUUAAAUGGUAAACUCAUAUUAAAUACUAUUUGCUUCCUGCAUUUCAUAUGUAAUUAUAUGCAUGUUUGAUAUUAUGGGUGAGGUUUUUCAUAUUAUUAACUUUAAAACAUGUAAACUGAAAUUUCUGAAUUGUCAAACUAGUGUAAUUCCAUUAUAGUAUGUUCAGUCAGGGUGGCUUUGUACCAGUCUUGAAGAGGAGUCAUAAACAACGUGAAGAAUGAACCAAGGUUUUGAAACAGCAACUAAAUACUAGCUUAGUCAAACUACUUUGAAGCACUGAAAUGGUGUGUGCUAAGUUUUAUCUCUAAACCUUAGAGGGGAAGACUCACAGAUAGCUAGUAAGAGUUUAGAUGGUACAAAUACUACCAAAAUACAACUCAAUGCGUGCAUAUAAAAUCCACAUGUGAUUGGAUAGUAGUAUUUGAAGGUUAUACUGUCAGGAUUUUCAGUAAGCACAGAUGGACACAUUACACCAAUCAGAGGAAACUGGUAAGGAAGGAUGACAGUAAGCUGUACAUUUUUAUAAAAUAAAAACUAUAGCUAUGUAUUUCAGGAUUUUGCUUUAAGAGUGCCCGUUUUAAAAUUUUAUAUUCUCCCUGAUCUGUAUUCUAGGUUGUUUUGUACUUAUGUGCCUUUUUGGUUGCUGCUACAAGGACUACAGGACUAUUUUUGAGAAACAUCGUUGUUUAAAUAAAAAGUUAAUCACGUUUGAUUCAGAUUUUUAUUUACCAUAUAAUUAGAUUUUGUAGCAUUAUGAACCAUAUUUUGUGGAAUAUUCUGCAUCAGAUAAGCAUAGUUUAUGUUGCCUUGUUCAGUUCAUAUUGACUGUCUCCGCACUGGCUUUCAAAAGUUUUCACCUGCAUACGUUCAGAUAAAUCAGCUAAGGUUGUGGUGGGGCACUUCUGUGAUUGUUGCUUGACUAUUUGAAAUAGUGAAGUCAUUAUCUGUGUGAUGUAGAGAAACCUUCAUCCCAGUGUGAAAGAGUAUUCCUAUUUCACUGACCUUUAUGUUUUUCUGUAUUAAUUGUGAGUAAAAGCCUGUGAGAAGCUAACAAUUUAAAAGAGCAAAAAUGUGGCGAAGGAAGCUGAUUCCUGUUUUACAGACUGGAACUGAAAUGCAGAACAAUCAGCCUUCUGAAGACCCUCAGAGAUUGUGACAAAUGGAAAUUAAAACUUAUCACUAUACUUUGAGCUUGUGAGCCAUUUUUGGUUUGAUAAUUGAAACAGGAAUAUUCAAGUAAACUCAAGCCUUUGAUGUAUAAGCUGAGAAAAAAUGAGAUACUUGGAUUCCCGUCCAGCAUAAUAAAUGGUUUUGGAGUUCAAGGUAAACCUGUGAAGGUAAGCAAAUCACCAAUUAGCAUUGAAAUACUAGGUUGCAGAAUCUGUAUUCACUUCUUGCAUUUUGUUUUAGGUUGUCUGCAAGUGGGAGGAAUUUUUUUGUUGCAUUUUUGAGAACUAGCAACAAUCUUUAGAUCCAUGUAUU
This is a messenger RNA of Gavia stellata (red-throated loon), 3529 nucleotides long. RefSeq names its product serine palmitoyltransferase long chain base subunit 1 (gene SPTLC1). The record is from RefSeq and is a predicted model, not a curated record. Gene Ontology annotation, cellular component: endoplasmic reticulum. The transcript is spliced from 15 exons. Lineage: Eukaryota; Metazoa; Chordata; Aves; Gaviiformes; Gaviidae. Gene Ontology annotation, molecular function: serine C-palmitoyltransferase activity; pyridoxal phosphate binding. Gene Ontology annotation, biological process: sphingosine biosynthetic process; ceramide biosynthetic process. Bases 1 to 1428 code for a protein of 475 amino acids.